Messenger RNA from Saprolegnia parasitica CBS 223.65, 1088 nucleotides. RefSeq lists its product as hypothetical. Gene Ontology annotation, cellular component: extracellular region. The record is from RefSeq and is a predicted model, not a curated record. The transcript has a single exon. Lineage: Eukaryota; Oomycota; Saprolegniomycetes; Saprolegniales; Saprolegniaceae. The coding region runs from base 80 to 1039 and encodes 319 amino acids.
UUCGGGCUGCGCGUCAGUUGGCCAAGAUUCGGUGCCUUGACGUCCUCACUUUGGAUUUUCCCACUCGACGCACCGCAGCAUGAAAUUGAUUCUCGCGACCGCGCUUGCGAUCGCCUCGGCCGCGUCGGCUGCGAACUGCACGUUGGCGCAACUCACCGCAAUGAGUGACCUCUUGGCGACGAACGUGACGGCCGCGUGCGCCACGAGCCUCAAGAUGAACACGACGAUCUCGACUGCCAUGGGCAACCCCUACGGUGUGUGCCAACCGGCGUGCGCGACCGACCUCAACAGCCUCUCGUCCGGCCUUCCAGUCUGCGCCGAAACGGCGCCGAUCGCAGAAGGCAUCGCGCAAAUCAGCCAGAUGUGUACGAGCUUGGCCAACCCGACGACCAACGGUGGCCCGUGCACGGCAGGCGACAUGAUGACCCACCUGGCGGUAUUCCAAACGCCCAUGUGGGCGAAUUGCUCGACUGCGAUGAAUGCCACAAUGGAGUCGAUCACGCCGACGAGCCCCGAGGCUAUCCAAACGCUGUGCGCUUCCGCCACGUGCACUGCGUUUCUGUCAUCGAUGGAGAAAAGGCUGCCCAACUGCGUCGUGGCAGGCGAUAUCUCCAAGAACGCGGUCAACAUAAAGUCGACUUUUCAAAGCAUGUUUGGCUGCACACGCGCCGCUGUUGGGGCGCCGUGCACGAUGAUCGAUAUGGUGACUGUCUUGACUACUACCAAGACGCCAGUGUGGGCCAACUGCUCGACGUUCCUCAAACUACCCGAAGGCGCAACGAUCGACAAGGUCAUGCCCAAGGACGACGCCACGUCCCUCCCAGCCGGAUUCUGCACCUCGACAUGCCCGCAGUACCUCUUGUCCAUGGUGAAAUCCUUCCCGCCAUGCACCAUCGACGGCAAGAACAUCUCGGAUCCCACGGAGCUCUACACGCUGUGUCCCAACGUCAAGCCCGACAAGUCGGGGGCCGCGACAAUCAGUGUUUUCACGUGGAGCUAUGCCGUUGUGCUUGUCAUGGCCGUCGUCGUCCUUUUUUAACCUGACGAUGACAUGUCCUUCGAUAUGAAUAUACUCUACAAUAUGCACA